CAAACCCUGAGCGUUUUGAUAGGGCGUCUUAGAAAUACCGAGAAGAAGACUCUUGCUUACAAUGCAUGAGAACAUACAUCAUCACGAGGCCCAGAAGCUUCCGAAGAGGGUGUGCAAGCCCCAUAACCUGAUCCAAAAUGCAACGGUAUUCAGGCGUCGUCUUCGACGCAUGGCUGUCACAGCCGGAUCUGGGUUUGUCAGCGCCUUCAAUACAGCCUCUCUUCAUCUAUAUUAGCGAGUUGGAUCUAUUAGAGAUGAUGUCGUUCUGGAUUCUCAUCACCCUGGCUGCGUGCCUGGCAACAUCAUGGCCGUUAUCUUUUGCCCAGCGUCAGAGUAGUAACUGUUCUGUCGACUACUUCACUAGCAUCGCGCCUGCAGGAAUUCAUGUCGAGCGCGUGCAAUAUGUCUCGGCCGGUUUCUUCGUCGAGACCGGAAAUAUCGCCUAUCCGACUUUUCCUACCGGUUUGCCGGAGCUCUGUGCCGUGAUCAUAAACAACGUCACCGCGAACUACCGCUUCGGGAUGUUUCUACCAGACGAGUGGAACUCGCGAUUUCUCACUAUCGGCUCGUACUCAUUUUUCGGCGGGAUCAAUUGGCUGGAGAUGGGUGUCGGCGUCAAGUAUGGAGGCGUGGUCCUGGCUACCGACACCGGUCAUAGCUCGGGAGCAGGAGACAUCACAUGGGCUAAUACCACCCUGAAGCAAGUGAACUGGGCAUAUCAGGCACUUCAAGGGUCGAUAUAUCUCGGGAAGGCACUCACUGAAGCAUAUUAUGGCCAAGACAUCGCGUACUCUUAUUUCACUGGAUGUUCCACUGGAGGGAGACAGGGCCUCAAACAGAUUCAGCUCGAUCCCCAUGUCUUCGACGGGGCACUGAUCGGAGCUCCGGCAUGGGACACAAAGCAUCUGAUGCCCUGGUUGUCCAAGUUAGCGACGUGGAACCUACCAGAAAGCGCGCCAUAUAGCUUGAACGACGCCGGCCUGUUCUCACGUCUUCAGGACGAGGUACUGAAGCAAUGUGAUCCCCUCGACGGCGUCAAAGACAACAUAAUCAGCUCGCCAUCUGCCUGUAGACAGAAGUUCGACAUCACAAAAGUCCGAUGUGACGUUUCGAGCAACAAGACAUCCUGCUGGUCCAAGGCGCAGACUGAGACGGCAGCGAAGAUAUACGCGGACUACGUCACGAGCGACGGACAGCUCGUCUACAAGGGAUCCGAGUACGGCUCCGAGCUAGAAUGGGGGACGUUCUUACUCCCCGCAAUAGCGGACGACAACUCCCAGAAUGUGAGGCGGAACUUCGACGGACAGUACGAACGGUACUUCAUGAAUUACGGGUCACGCUGGCAGACGACGUCGUACAACGACUCAGUCGUGAAGGACGCCGAGGCCCGCGACGAGAAGAUAGUGCAAGCCACCGCGGACCAAUUUGACCUCGGCGCUUUCAGGAAGAAGGGCAAGAUCAUCAUGUACGGCGGGCUCGCCGACAACGUCGUGCCAGUGCAGCACACGACGUACUACUACAACCGCACCGUCGAGGCGAUGGGGGACGUCGGGGACUUCUUCCGGUACUUCCAGAUCCCCGGGAUGCGCCACUGCUGGGGCACGCCGGACAACGUGAAAGCGCCGUGGAUGAUAGGGAGCACAGGCCAGUCGGUGCAGAGGCCGCCGUACGCGUCGGCGUGGUCCGUACCGCUCGGGUUCAACGACUCGCGGCACGACGCGCUCCUGGCGCUCAUAGACUGGGUGGAAAAGGGGCGGGAGGUGUCCCAGAUCAUCGCGUCCGAGUUCAACUUCACGGAUUCUACGAGGCAAAACAUUGCAUUGUACAGACAGCGGCCGCUAUGUGUUUAUCCGAAGACGGCGCAAUGGAACGGUAAAGGGAACCAGAAUGAUGCGGCGAGUUGGCGUUGUCAAUGAUGCAGGUUUUUUUUUAUUAAACUUGUUUGAGCACCAGAAUAUAAGGUUCUAUAUCAACCCUGUUUUUUAUACCAUCUACAUGCAUGUGAUGAACGCGUUAAGCUUGGAACUUGAACGCAUGGUCUCACUUAAAAGGGGCGAAGUAGAGACAAAUAAAAUAGAAUCCGAGAGAUCUCAACAGGAAUCGAACCGGAUGUUAUGCGCCUUGCCUUAGGUAUCAUAGUUCCUAAGCUACAACGCGCCCUGCUUUCGCAUUGACGGGUAUUUCUUUGCGGUCGCGUGCCAGCACCGUUACGCCUCGGACGAAACUUCUAAGCCUUACCUAGCAAGGUUGCCUUCUUCCCUGGGCGUCCCCGGGGAAGUGGCCUCCUUGCUGGUAGGGCCCGAAGUUCUAGCUGGGACCGUUUCUGAACUCAGGGGGGCGCGAGUGGUCAUCGAGGGCGCAACGCUCUACCACUCGGCCAUGAGUACUUGAUACGGGGACGUACAUCUAUUUAGAUUCAUGAGGACCAGAGCAGGCACAG
Messenger RNA from Xylaria bambusicola, 2440 nucleotides. RefSeq names its product Tannase/feruloyl esterase. NCBI's taxonomy places the organism in Eukaryota, Fungi, Ascomycota, Sordariomycetes, Xylariales, Xylariaceae. Bases 138 to 1916 code for a protein of 592 amino acids. The transcript has 2 exons. The record is from RefSeq and is a predicted model, not a curated record.